CUCACUCCCACUCGGUGAUGGUGUGAAUUCUUAUCUGUCUCUAUAUGUGCCCUGUGAUUGACAGCUGACAAGUCUGCCUUUUGCCCCAAGAUUUCUGGGAUCGGCUCAGACUUCACUGGAGAGGAUAAGUGGUUUGAGGGCGACAGAUCGGACCAGGCCACGCAGGCGGUACCGUUACUGCCUGACGAGCGGACCUCCCCAACCCCCCCAAAAGGCUCCCAGGGAAGAGGAGGUUCCAGGUCCGACAUGGCUGUCAAAGUGUACCAACUUGUCAGAAUACCUACUCAGACUUCGUCUGUCCAGGUCACUUUCCUCCCCUCCGUCUCCGCCUCCUCCUCCCUACCUCUCAUUCACCUCCAGCCUAGUUGCCAUGGAGAGCUCAUCAGUGGCAUCAGCGUCGUCCGAGGCGGGGAGCACUCGCUCGCAGGAGAUCGAGGAGCUGGAGCGCUUCAUCGACAGCUACGUGCUGGAGUACCAGGUGCAGGGCCUUCUGGGAGACAAGGCGGAUGGAGACUUGAAUCAGGACGAUGAAGGAAAGGGGCCACAGUGGACGGACGACUGCAACUACAGCAAAGAUGACAGCUGGACUUCAUCCCAGGGGAGAGAUUUCUCCAAACCAGUAAUUGAUGAGUGGGAUAACAGCAGUAACGGCAGCACGGGCUCCAGGCCCAGUUCUGGAUCCAGACCUGGCUCUGGCUCCCGAUCUGGCAGCAGGGGGCGAAACAACCAGUUCAAAUGCUCCUCCAAGAAUGGCAACAGAGAUGGUUCCUUUGACAUCCUGGGCACAGACAUAUGGGCCGCUAACACCCUCGACUCACUCGGAGGUACAGGUUGGGAUGUGCAGCCAGAUAAGCUGGACUUCAGCCACUUCCACAGAAAACACCUGAGAGGUGCACCAAAGCAUCUGCCGCACAUUGACAGAGAGGGGGUGAGCAAAAACACGUUUGAAGAAGAUGACGGCAUAGACAUGAAUGACAUAGAGAGGUUCCUGCCCCAUCUGUGCUCUGUCUUCCCACCCCUUCCUAAUGAGGCUGAGAUCGCGCACACCAAAAAGCUCUUCCGACGCAAGAGGAAUGACCGACGGAGACAACAGCGACCUCAAGGAGGGAAGAACCAGAGCCCACACCCGUCUCCGCAACAUCAACGGGAUCAAACCCAACAGCAGUCACCGAACCCAACAGAAGCAGGAGACAAUAGAAACAAUGGCUCUGUGCGGUCUCCUCGCCAGUAUCAAGGAGGACACGGGCAACGCCAAGGAGGAACCUCGCACGGAUACAGUCAGAACAGACGUUGGCACCCCAAUCAGAAAGGCCACGGACAGCAAAACCUGUCAAUUUCUGAUAAAGGAGUACCACCGAGAGCAACCAAAGACACGACAGAGAAUGUAAAAGUGGGUAACAAGCAGAUCCGACAGAUGGAGGAGCCUCGAGACUGCAAGAGUCCCCGUGACUCACCCAGAUCUGAGUCAGCGCUUAACACAAACGCUUCCUCAGAUCUGACAGGCAAAAAUUCUCCCAGCCCAUGGGGGACCAGCACGUCAAGCAAGGGGCAGUCCAUAGAGCCCCGUAUCAGCUUGCUGCAGUCGUCAAAGGAGAGGCUGAGGAGGAGACUGAAGGACAAGGAGGAGGCGCUCACAGAAGCAUCCGGCUCACAGAGCAUGGACCGCCUGGUCAAGCUACUCAACAGCAUGAGGAGGAACAGCAGCGGCGUGGAGGAGCAGCUGGCCUCCUUCAUGGAGGAAGCGCAGAACUCGGCACAGUCGGAGGAGACCUUGUCUCAAGUGGUCAGCGCCAUCUACAGCAAGGCCGUCUCGGACCGGAGCUUCGCCGCCACUGCCGCGAAGCUUUGCGACAAGAUGGCGCUGUUCAUGGUGGAGGGGACCAAGUUUAGGUCGCUGCUUCUCAACAUGUUCCAGAGGGACUUCGCCCGCCGCGAGGAGAUCCAGAAGUCGGACGUGGAGAUGUGGUUGGGUUUCAUCACUUUCCUGUGUGAGGUGUUUGGAACAAUGAUGAGCAGUUCCGGGCAGCCAUUCCGGGUACUCGUCUGUCCCAUCUAUACCUGCCUACGAGAGCUGUUGCAGUCCAAAGACGUCAAGGAGGACGCCGUGCUGUGCUGCUCCAUGGAGCUGCAGAGCGCAGGGCGCCUCCUGGAGGAGCAGCUCCCCGAAAUGAUGACGGAGCUCCUGGCGGCUGUGCGGGACAAGAUGCUGUGCCCGGCCGAGUCGCCGCUGACCCGCUCUCUCCUCAUGGAGGUGGUGGAGCUGCACGCGCACCGCUGGAGCCCCCUGGAGGCGUUCACCACGCAGUACUACGACCGCACCAUCCAAAAGCUCACCACCACGGCCUAACGCUUCUAAACAGACCCAAAAUUAUGAAUUUGAACUGUGCAAUCCCAGUCGGUGAAGAUAUAGGAGGCUGAGAGUGAUGAUGCUUGGCCACUAGGGGCAGUGUAGCCCACAUGGGCGCUGGGAUAAAAGCGAGGGCUGGUGGUGGUGGGGGAAGAUGGCAGCAGCCUGUCUGUUGGGAAUAGAGAGAUUUUAUAGAGGAGGAGGGUCAGGGUGUCCGUGUCGGUCUCUUCAUUGUGUUCAUUUGUCCACCCCAGCCCCCCCGACCCCACUCUGCGCGCCUCCAUGCCUCCUGCAGCCCUCGUGGCUGAUAAAAGAGAGAAAAAAAUAGGGGGAGGCAGGGAGCAGACGCGAUGCUGUCUGUAUGUCUGGGCCGUCUGCCCUCCCUUCCACAUGGACCUGGGUCACGAGGUCUCGCCGCGGGACUCCCACACGGCUCCGCCCCCUGCCUUUGUCUCCCCCCCUCCUUUAGCAGGAAGCCUUUUUGUGCGGAUGAGACAGCGGGCCUGCUGGGCCAGGCUGGGCUCAGGAUAAGGAUCAGGCUGGCUAGAGUAGGGUGGCAGAUGGCGGAUUGAGCCCUUGUGGGACACACACACACACACUACAUCCAGGCGUUCUGCUCCCCAUAGCAAAAGAGGAAAUUGGGGGUCGGCAGCAUUAGAGAAUUAAAAAAACACACACUGCUGUUAAUUCUUUUUGUUUUUGUCUCCCAAGCCGAGCAUCUCCCCUCAAGUGUAACACCACCCUUUUAUUUUUUUGUAUUUAUAUACUGUAUUUGACUAUUUCAUUCUUACCAAGGACUAUGGGGGCCACGCUGAAAAGAAAAAAUUGUCAAAUUCCGGGGGGGAAAGUCAUAGAGUGACGAGAAUAAUGUCGUAGUCUUACGGGAAGAAAAUUAUACCAUAAAUAAAAUUAAUAGGCAAAGUCAUUUUUCGAAAGAAUUGUAAUCUUACGAGAAUGAAGUGAUCUUUGAGAAAAGUAGUCGUGUCGUGAGAACAAAGAUUACAGUCAUAAUGUAAUACUGCGAUAAAAUAUUUAUAAUAAUAUGCACCUGGGGAUAGGCUGAUUGGCAACACUAAAUAGUCCCUAUUGUGUGAAUGUUGUCUGUCUAUCUGUGUUGGCCCUUCGAUGAGGUGGCGACUUGUCUAGGGUGUACCGCGCCUUCCACCCGAAUGCAGCUGAGAUAGGCUCCAGCACCCCCCGCGACCCUGUAAGGGACAAGCGGUAGGAAAUGGAUGGAUGGAUGGAUGGUCUAACGUACUAUUACAGGAAUAAAGUAUGUCUUUCUUCAAGGAAAGUAGUCGUGUUAUGAAAACAAAGAAUGCAGUCGUAAUGUUGCGCUAAUAAUCUAAUACUCCGUUAAGUAUUCAGGGUAUUACGCACUAAUGUACUAUUAGGGAAAAAGUCACAAUUUUAUACAAAUAAGGUAAGACUGCUAUAAAAAUGUGUAAUAUUGUAGACUAACAUAUUACGAAAAAAAAAUGCAUAAUGUUACAUGAAUAAUGUAAUACUGCAAUAAAAGAUUUGUAAUAUUGUGGACUAAUGUACAAUUAAGAGAAAAGAGUUGUAAUAUUACCAGAAAAUGGUAAUGUUAAGCGAAUAAUGUAAUACUGCGAUAAAAGGGUCGUAAUAUUAUGUACAAAUGUACUAUUACCAGAAACACUGCGUAAUGUUACACAAAUAAUGUGUGAUAAAAGAUUGGUAUUACUAUGGACUAAUGUACUACAAUGAGAAAUAAGUUGUCGUGUUACAAGAGCAAAGUUGUAACGUUACGUGAGUAAAGAUGUAAUUUACGAAAAAGUCAUAAUUUUAGACUUUACAUAUUACAUGAAAAAGUGGAAAUGUUAGGCAAAUUAAGUCGUAAUAUAACAAGGCAAUAUUGAGAAUACAGUCAUGUGAAUUAAGAUGUCAUUUACCGUAUUACCAUAGGGCGCAUUGAAAAUGAGCGGGUGUAGUCAGGUCUACUUUCAUACAAAAGGCGCACCAGAUCAUUAGGCGGUGGUCAUAUUAUGAUUUUUUUCUAAAUUUAAAACACCUCCUUGUGGUAUACAUAACAUGUAAUGGUGGUUCUUUGGUCAAAAUGUUGCAUAGAUUAUGUUUUACAGACCAUCUUCAAGUCGCUUUCUGACAGUCGCUUCAGGAUGCGCCGUUUUGUGGUCGGUCUUAUUUACGGGGCUCACCUUCGACAGCGUCUUCUCCCCGUCAUCUUUGUUGUAGCGUGCAAGGACGGGAGUCGAAAAAUAAUCAAGAGAUGGAGCUAACUGUUUUAAUGACAUUCAGACUUUACUUAAAUCAAUAACGGAGCAGCAUCUCCUCAUCCGUGGCUCACUAGUGCAACAAGAACGCCGGAAACGUGUCCCGUUAAAAACCGUCCGACCGGAAGUCUCUAAUAACUAAAGUUCUGUGGGUGAAUAAUGUAAACUCACUACACCGGUAGUUUUUAGCGCUUCCAUAGAGAGUCUACUGACAGAUAUAAGUUAGAACUUUACACUACUUUAUAUUGGUAAUGGAGGAUGAAUGCCCUAUAACAAGAAGAUAUAGAAAAAGAAGCUUACGGACUACAACGGUGGACACGCGCAAAUUUUCGGGGCAUAUGCAGAUCCCAAAUACAGAUCAGCAGGUACCAGAAGAUUAGAAAAGUUGGUUUUGCUUAAUAUUGCAAAACAAAACGCCAGAUAAAAUGUCUGCUAAUGUGUGCCAUUGUGCGGUCAUUAUACACACACCAUAAUAAUACUUGUGUGUCUGACUAUGGUAGCAUUAAUAAUGCACCAACAAACCAUCAAGCGGUGCAACUUCAUAGCUUACCAAAGUCGUACUAAAACAUGUUGACAGAUUUUUAAGCGCUGUGUGUAAUGUUCUAUAUUCUCCAUGGAACAUUUAAAGUGUUGGUGUUGUCUACUGGCGUCAUAUUGCAGUCUACAUGUAUCUCUUAUGUGUUACUACCAUCUGCUGGUCACACUUAUCAUUACACCAUGUACCAAAUAAAAUUGCUUCGAGGUCGGUAAGCACAACCAGAGUCAUUCCGUACAUUAGGCACACCGGGCUAUAAGGCGCACUGUCGAUUUUUGAGAAAUUUUAAGGAUUUUAAGUGCGACUCAUAGUCUAAAUAUAUGUUAUGAUAAAGCUGUGAAUAUUAAGGGCAAAAGUUGUCACGCAAAUGAAGUCCUAAUACAACAAAAAAGUUUAAUAUGAGAAGAAAGCAAUGUUAUGUGAAUAAAGACGUGAUUUACACGAAAGUCUUGAUUUUAGGAUAAUAAAGCUGUAAAUAUUACGAGGAAAAGUGUUGCACUAACGAAGUUGUAAAAUAACAAUAAAGUCGUAUCGUUAUGUGAAGGUGGCUAUAAUUUGCGACGAAGUUUAAUCAUUUCAUAACAACAACACUGUAUUGUUACAAGGGAGGAAAAGUCGCAAAGUUGUGCAAAUGAAGUUUUAAUAACAAUGUAAUGUUAUGUGAAUAAUGUCAUUUAAGACAAAACGUUUUACAAUAAAGUUGUAAUGUUGUACAAUUAAGUUGUAGAUUUAAGCGGAAAAGUAAUAUUUUUCCAGAAAUAAGUCGCUAUGGAAAUAAAGUCACAAGGUUUCAGAGGGAAAAAAAGUCUUUAACAUUCUGUAAUAAUUGUAAUAUUCUGAAAGUCAAGUUGUGACGUUAGAAGGAAACGUGACGUCAGAAUUUUUUCGGAAUGUCGUAAGAUUUUGUGCAAUUAAAGUGGUUAUAUUAAAGAAAAAUAGUCAGAAGUUUGCAAGAAUGAAGUUGUAACGUUAGCUGAGUAAAAAUGAGAGAUUAGUAAAAAAAAGUCGGAAUCUUACAAUGACUUUAAUUACAAACGUUUCAGAGAAAAAUGGCGUAAUGCUAACGUUGUAACAUUAUGCCUGUAAUGCCUGAAUGUUUUAGGAAAAGUCAUCAUUUUAGGAUAUACAAUUGUAAUUGCAUGAUACAGUUGUAAUAUUUCAAGGAAAAGUCGCAUAUUUGUGUUACAGCAAGUACAAGCUCAAAUGAUAUGGAAAUGAAGUUGUACAGAUAAGCUAAUUAAGUUCAAAUAUUGCAACAAACAAAAAAGAAAAAAUGAUAUCAUGAGAACAAAGUGCUGUAGCAAUGUUACGAUAAUUAAAAUAGUAAUUCAAUUUCCAACAAUAAUGAUCGCAUUAGAGGCUACUCCCGUAUUAAAUAUUUACUGUGACCUUAUUCUCGUAAUUCAGACUAUUCUCAACUAUGACAAUUUGAUUUCAGCGUUGCCCUGAUAUAAUUUACAUUACAUUGUCAAGCCUUGAUUUUAUGAUUUUCAACAUGUAUGUAUGAGAUCUAUUAUUAUUAGCGCUAGGCCAUAUUGCACGUUUGAGUUGUUUGCACUGUUGUGAGGCAGUUUGCUUUAAACAGACAAAAAAAAAUCAGUAAAAGGAAAUUGUUCGUAAGCUAAAAGAAAAUAGGAAAAAAUGGGGGGAGGCAAAUCAAAGGUAGUUGACAUUUACCUGCCCUUUUGCCGUGAAUAUUUGGUGUGCGUUCAAUAUUGACACUAGUUGAUCAUUUUUUUGGUGUUUCAGGAAAAAAAUGUCAUUUAUUAACCUGUGUAUUGGAAGACGACCUAGCCAAAAAUAUCUAUCUCUUUAUAUCUAUAUGUACACACAGAGCUAACUAAUGUGCACUGUGAUUGGUCACACAGCAUCUGUGAAUUGGCUCUCUGUGAUCUGUGUUGAGUAUAUUUGCAAGUAUUUAAAUAUCAUUGAAGUGCCGGGAGUCCGCAAACAAGAUGUGACGGGGUAAAAAACAUUAUCCCGUGCAUUUUAAUCAUUAAUUAGCUUGCUUUCAUGAACAAUCACACACAAACGGUGUCCCAAUUCAGUGGCUACAUGUUACUCAUUUCGCAUAUUUUCACAGAAGUUUGUGCUGCCAUAUUUUAAACAUGUUUUUCCUUAUCUUGGGAUUUAAGGAGGCCGUUUGAUAGUAGCGAUGCAUCCAGUAAAAAGCGUCAAAAGAAGGCUGCAUUUGAAGGAAAUUUCAAAUUAGAUAUGUUUUAUUAUCUGUACAUAUUUUAUUUUGCCGUCGCAUUCUUAAGAACUUUUUGAAACUGUUUGAAAUUGUGAUAUUUCGACAACAAGAAUAAAGGGAGAAAAAAGUUGAACUGUUACAGCUAUCUGGAUAUUAUAAGAACAAAAAGAACAAGAAUUAGACCCCGUUUACACUAAGCCUGAUAAGGUUAUCCAGGGUAAAACACAACUUACCUUAUCCGUGUCCACACACAACAAUGCCACCGUUUAAGACCCCAUCACCGCUCCGUCCGCCGGCGCAACGCGACCUAGUACGCAUGCGCGGAAAAUGCGCACGUCAUAGUCACCUCCAGUGUUGCUUUGUGUGCAAGUUCUUCAAUUUAACUUAUCUGAACAAUAUCCAGUGUUGUGGUAUUUCAAUUACUUGGAAUCCAGUGUGCUGUGGGGCCCUAUUGUAGUGAAUCACACCUGAGACAUCAUAAAUUAAUCUUUAUUGGAUACGUGAAAGUAAACAAUGUGAUUAAGAACAUUUUAUAUCACAAUAACUGAUACAGUCUGCUUUGCCAGUCCAAAUGCAUUUGAUGUUUUCCAUAGUUUUCCCUCGACGGCCAAGUUAUAUAAAGCACGCGCUACCUUUUUUAUCACAUCCACGGGAGCCCGCAUUUUCGUUGUCUCUCCUUCGACAAAUGGACAAAGUUUUUCGCUAAGUAGAAUCACAGCUGACCUGGACAUUCAAAAGUUCUCUUGCCGUCUGAGAAGUGUUGUAUCCCAAAUAGCUGCAAUCGCGCGUUUUUUCUCUUAAGGUAUUCAUGUGUGAUUUCCACAAGCGUCUGUACAGACGGAAGGAGAAAAACGGGCACGUCUGGAUGACUCUCCUUCAUAUUUCCAGUGGUUAGCUCUGAGUUAUGAAACCGCUUCAUUAUGAAGCUGGCUGUGGCGCGUUCUUUCUGACAUCACUUCCUGUGUGGGUCAUGGUCUUUAGGGCGUUACUUCCUCUCCAAACUCAGUUUGUGAACGAUCAAUGAGUCCGUACAAAGUUAAGGGCCGGAGAUUCAAGAAAUACACGGCGCACUUAUCCGUUCAAAAAAUUGUCCGAGGAGGGGAACCUUAAACGAUGGUUUGGUGUGGUUGAAACGGGUCUUAGGCUAAAUAAUUAUUCGUUUAAGGGGUUAAACGACUUAGUGUAGACAUAGCCUUAGAGGGAGAAAAAAGUCUCGGAAUGUUAUGAGUCAAUAACACGAGGGAAAAAAGCGUAGAUUUCUGUGCCUAAGGUUGUAAUGUUACAGAAAGAACUCUGUAAUGUUACGUGAAGACAUAGAUAAAAAGGUAAUUUACGAAGAAAAAGUCUUAAUCUUGCAGUGAAUUUGUAAUAUUAUGCGAUUGUCAUUUUAAUGCUAUAGGAAUGACGUCGCAAUGUAAGGCAAGUUAAAGUGAAAAAAAGUUGUCAUGUUAAAAGAAUAAUGUUUACUUUUCGUGACUAUAGGUCAGUGGUUCUUAACCUGGGUUCGAUCGAACCCUAGGGGUUCGGUGAGUCGGCCUCAGGGGUUCGGCAGAGCCUCCGCCACGGAGGUAUAGACACAUCCAAAUUAUCGUGUAAAUAAAAACUUCUCCCUAUCGGCGUAUUAUGGAUACCCCCAAACAAUGUUCCCUCUAAUUUUCCAUCUGAUUUGUAGGUUUUUUGAUUGAUUGAUUGAAACUUUUACUAGCAGAUUGCAAAGGAAGAGAAUACAUUAUAUGAAACAGUACAGUUUACACAGUACAGUACAUAUUCCGUAUAAUUGACCACUAAAUGGUAACACCCCAAUAAGUUUUUCAACUUGUUUAUGUCGGGGUCCACGUUAAUCAAUUCAUGGUAAUGUGUUUAAGGUGUGUAAUUUGUUGUGAGUUCAUGCACUGUGUUGGUUUUGUUCUUUGAACAAGGUGAUGUUCAUGCACGGUUCAUUUUGUGCACCAGUAAAAAAAACAUAACUUUUUCUUGAAUUAGAAAAAAAAAAAAGAACAUUUUAUUUUUCACUAAAGAAGGGUUCGGUGAAUGCGCAUAUGAAACUGGUGGGUUUCGGUACCUCCAACAAGGUUAAGAACCACUGCUCUAGGCACAAGUGUAACACGUUUUAUUGUGUGCUGCUGUAUUUAAAUAUUUGUUUUCAUCAUCAGGACAAGGACGGCGAAGGAUAGUAGCAAUAUGUCCUACAAAAAAAACAUGAAAAGAAGGCUACAUUUGAAGGAAUCUUUGAAUUGUUGCUUUUUAGCGUCGCUUUAAAAAUGCAGCCUCUGAGUUGGGACACGGCUUCACACGCGUAGGAGUGUAACGCUACUAAGACGUCUGUGCUCAUUUAAGCUAACAAACUAACUUUUUUUAACACUGUUUUAAGUGCCUUACAAGUAAUUGAACAGAGAAGCCAAACUAUGUAUCCAGCAUGUAGGCCUUAGCGUCGCUCAUUAGCAUUAGCUUAGCCUCGCAUGUUGCUAACUUGUCAAGUAGCCUUCCACUCCUUGCGUGUGCUCACACUACAUUUUUGUUUUAAAGUGUUAUUUUCUCUUUGUCUUGCAUCAAGAAUUCUAAUAUUGUGUGGUAGAAACACAAGGGAGAUGAGGUUGUAUUUUACUUUGAUUUCUAGCUUGGUAUUUAAGUUAAGCUCAUAUAUGUUAUACAUGUUUUCGAGACUUCUGAAACAGUUGUGAUACCUAGCUUGCGGGUAAGUGUGGUAUUACUGUGUUUUAGUCAAUGACAAUAAUACGCAUACCGGGGUCACUUUUUGUUAUGCAAAAACCAUGUACCAGAUUGGGGGCAGGAAGGGAUGGAGAUGCCCACCAGCCCCCUCAUCGUCAUCCUUGUCUGCCCCUCUAAUGGAAGCCCCCCAGUCCCUCCACCCUGCCUGCCCUUAGACCCCUUUUCUCGGGGGUCACAUGACGUAUGAAUGGGACGCGGCGCCAUUUUUUUGCAUAUUGUCAUGAAUAUUAAACAAAACUGUUGGAGGCUCCAGACUACUAGACUUUCUGUGAGCAAGUGGAAAAUAAAAAGAAGAGGGGGAAAAAAGA
Molecule: messenger RNA, 10366 nt
Organism: Nerophis lumbriciformis (worm pipefish)
Lineage: Eukaryota; Metazoa; Chordata; Actinopteri; Syngnathiformes; Syngnathidae
Source: RefSeq, a predicted model, not a curated record